UAAUAUAACCAUAACUUGCAUCAAAGAGAAACCAUUACUUUGGCAUAACUGGAACCUAUUAGGAAAAAUUUGCCUUGUAAUAAAAAAAUAUGACCUGGCCCAGCAUUGUUUCAUAAAGGCUCUGUUGACCACUAGAAAAUGGUCAGUUGCAAAGAUAUGGUGCAACUUAGGUACCUUAUAUUUAAAAGUAAAGUUAUAUAAAUUGGCUAACUAUUGCUUUUCCCGUGGACAGUCUACAAUGCCAUCUUAUCCUCAGAGUUGGAUAGGUCAAGGUUUAAUUGCAGAAGCCAUUCGAGAAGAGGAAGCAAUGGAUCUAUUUAGACAUGCUUCAAGACUUGGCUAUCAUCCUGAAAGUGCACUAGGAUAUGGAGAUUGGGUGUGUCGAACAUUGAAAAAUAAUAAAUAUAAUGAAGAUUCUGAAUUAAAUUAUGUUAUUGAAGGUCUUCAUGCAAUACCUUAUGCCACAGAUUUAUUAGAAUGGUUCUGUAACUUUGAUCCCGAAAAUGCCUGUGCUUAUACUAUUCUCGGAAUUUUGCAAGAACGGGGAGGACUUAUUAAUGCAGCUCUAAAAUCAUAUGGAAAGGCUUUACAAUAUGCAGAUGAAAGUAAAAAGAAUAUAGCUCUUCUGAAUGUAGGCAGAAUUCUGAACAGAACAGAACACUAUGACUCAGCAAUUAAAGUGUACAAAUCAAUAACAGAAGCAAGUUUAAAUUCUACUACAGGUUUGGCGCAUGCAUUAUUAAAGAAAGGCUUAUAUGAAGAAGCUUAUGCCGCAUAUGAUACUGCUCUGCACUGGUUGAGUGAUGAUGAUGACGAAAAAUCAGAUCUCCUUGUGGCCAUGGCUGGGACAGUUUAUAAGUUCAAAGGAGUUAAUGAAGCAAAAACAUUACUUUUCCACAGUAUCCAAAUAUCACAAAAGAAACCCUCUGCAAGGAGUUUGUUUGCUAUAUGUUGCUUGGGGUUGUUACAUGCUGAUAAAAGCUUAUCUAAACUCGCUCUAAGCGAGUUAAGGAAAUACGACAAAGAAAUUAAUUACGCGUUUGAUAUUGGUUUUUUGAAGUCUUUUCUUCUUGUCAGUGAAGGUUAUGUGGAUCACGCUUAUAAAAUACUAAGCGACUCCCUUCACGACCAUCCCAAUACACCUCUAUUGUGGUAUUGUAUGGCUCAAUAUUGUCUUAUGGACAAUAAUCUCAGGGCAAAUGUUGCUAGUCGUUGUGCCCAAAAAGCACUGUGUUCGGCCCAAAUGACAAAAAAAUCUGAUAAUUGCAACUUUGCUAAAAUAAUGGCAACAGCCAGCAUAGCUGAACACAUUGCAGGUAACAACAUAAAUUCGCUCUUGUUGGCUAAGGAUGGAUUGCAUAUGUACCCGACCCAAGUAGAGAUAUGGGCGGCUUUAUUACGCUCCCUUUUGUCGCAUAAGAUGUGUUUAGAAAGGAAACCCUGGAUUCUCGGCAUGAUAGAGCAUAUUCGAAAACACUUAAACGCAUCACGACGUCUUGUCAAGUGGAUCACCAUUAUUGAGAAGAAACUAAGCAGAUAAAUGGAAGACAAAUAACUAUCUAUGUAGCAUAUAUAUACCCAGUUGUUUCAUGGAAAAGAGUAUUGACCACCAACGCAGUUGCUACAAAUAUAUUUAUAGCCAACAUCAUUAUAAUUACUUGUUUACUAUUUAUGUACCACUGAAUUAUGAAAAGAAUGUAAUUAUCCGUUUGAUUCGUUAAGUACCGAAUGUCUGGAGAUUUUACAAUAUUAAUCUAAUGCUACAUUUGGUUUAUGAAUUGUAAUGCAUACUAAGCAGCGAAGAAAAUAUAUUAUGUAUCGAACUAAGUA
This is a messenger RNA of Manduca sexta (tobacco hornworm), 1830 nucleotides long. Its product is annotated as tetratricopeptide repeat protein 37. NCBI's taxonomy places the organism in Eukaryota, Metazoa, Arthropoda, Insecta, Lepidoptera, Sphingidae. Gene Ontology annotation, molecular function: protein binding. Gene Ontology annotation, cellular component: Ski complex. The record is from RefSeq and is a predicted model, not a curated record.